This is a messenger RNA of Saxophila tyrrhenica, 777 nucleotides long. RefSeq lists its product as uncharacterized. The record is from RefSeq and is a predicted model, not a curated record. Bases 1 to 777 code for a protein of 258 amino acids. The transcript has a single exon. NCBI's taxonomy places the organism in Eukaryota, Fungi, Ascomycota, Dothideomycetes, Mycosphaerellales, Extremaceae.
AUGGACGACAGCGGGCCGUCAAAGCGUAUGCGCAAGGCCAACCUAGCUACCCAGGCUAUGAACGCAUUCCGAGGAGGCAGAGACGAAGGCGUUAGUCGAACUGGUGGAACAACGAACGCAAAUCCUCCAAGGUUCUGGCGCACGAACCCGUCUUCCUCUCCAGACCCUGGAUCUGAGGGCAGGCCCAGACGCAUUUGCGGAUGCGUCUACUGUGAGUUCUGCGACAGCAGACAAGGUGAUGCAUCAGGGCAGCGUGUGUGCCACAUUCAUGAAGAUGGCGUGAUGCGACGUACCCAGUACGGUAUCAAUGGUCACCACUGCUCGGAAGGCGUUGCAAUUCAAAAUAGCUCUAUAGUCCAGCCUCAAAGCCCAUAUUCGCAAGGCACAUACAACCCGAACCUGCAAUACUCGCCACCACAUCAACACCACUACCCUCAGCAGCCGCCAUCACCGCCACCCGCUCAGUAUGGUCAAUCAUCCUAUGGAGCAGAUGGAUACGACCCAAGGUCGCGUACAGCCUCCUCGUUGACAUAUCCACCACCUCAGCUGCUGUACUACGGGCAGUCACCGUAUCAGCAACCACAGCCUCAGCCAGAUCAGGGCGGAUAUAGCUCAGGUUACGAGCAACAGCAGCAGCAGGGCUACCAAGGCUAUCAGAACCAGCCUCCAGGCUACGGACAGGGCUACAGCCCUCCGCCCGCUCUAAUGCCACGAGCGGCGACCUGGCCCAACGAGAUCGUGUACUGUCGGUAUUGCGGAGAAGCACUUUCGAGGUGA